AUGAUGAAAGUCGACACCAAGGAGCAGACUCCAGGCAAACCUGCUCGCACCGUCUAUCCAUGGAUCAACACUGACAAUGUCACUGGGGUCGUGAGAAAGAGUUUCGACUACGUCUAUGGCAAACUCAAGUUCUUGAACGGCCGGGUGGACGACAUCGAAACGCAGAUCACGCAUCUCAAACAGCUUGUCGAAGACGUUAAGGUAAAGUCCGAAGCGGAUAACCAAGGACUGCAAACCGAUAUCGAUGCUCAGAAGGUGCAGAAUCAGCAGCUGCGAAACGAACUGGAUGCUAAGAAGGAUCGAAACCAGCGACUAGAGACCACGAUCCAGGCUGCGCAACAGUCAAUCACCCAGGUUGGUCAACAGUUGCGAAACGAACUGAAUGCUGAGAAGGAUCGAAACCAGCGACUAGAGACCACAAUCCAGGCUUCGCAACAGUCAAUCACCCAGGUUGGUCAACAGUUGAAUGAUCUCUCCAACCAGCUUGGUGCCCACAAGACUAUCACUACCUCAAAGUUCAAAAGGACAGAUCGACUCGUGUUAGAGUCCACGCAGAAGAUCAAAUCGCUGGAACAGUCUGGCAAUACCUACAGUCAGGACAUUCUCGAGCUUAGAGAGGACCUAGAAAACCGCUUCAAGACAGCAUUGAUUCAUACCCAAGAAUCCUUGCAUCGCCACGAAACCGCCUUGAUCAAAGGUCUGAAACUCCUCAGAGUCGAGACGGCGGAAAAGCUCGCUACUGCAACAAUUCACCUCUCCACCGCUGUUGAUACCGUGCAAGCACAAUCCCGCGAGCACACGGAAACGAUCGAAAAGACCGCCCUAGUUCUGGACUGCAACUCCCAGCGUAUCGAAGAGCUCGGAAAUGCGAUGGAAAAGCCACAGUUUCUGGAAGGCCUGAACCACCGCAUCGAAGGGCUUGAGACUGCUGUAGAAUCACAUGAUGCGGCACUGCAAGCUUCCCAGGCUAUGGUCACCAGACUCGACUCUCUAAAUGUCCGCCUGGGUGUUUCGGAAGUUGCUCUCGGCUCUAUUCGAACAUCGAGUUUGACGCCUUCGACUACCACAACAGCUACUUCCGCUCUCGACAACCUUCGGAAUAAAGUUGAUACAGUCAAUCUGCAACUGAAGAACGAACUGGCCUCAUUCGGAAAAUGCAAAGACCGACUUGUCGCAUUGGAAAAGCACCGCGAUACAGCUGUAUCUCUCAAACUUAACAACAGGGUCUGCGAAUUGGAAGAGAACUACAACAAGAUGCGCGAUGUCCAUACAAACAUUACCACCAAUUGUGUUACCCACGAGCAAUUUGCUGUUGUUAGGAAUCAUCUCGCGGCUUCCCUCGAGACGACUAUUCAAAACCACCGGGACGAGGUGAACCAUAAUGUUGGGGUACUGAACGAGCGAUGGGGUGGGCACUUACAAAACAUAGAGACCUCUCUCAAAAAGGUUGUUAAGGACAACGUAUUCCCCGUAAGCACCUACGUUGUCAUCUCCAUGAUGUCUGCUUUUAAAUCGUAA
Molecule: messenger RNA, 1518 nt
Organism: Alternaria ventricosa
Lineage: Eukaryota; Fungi; Ascomycota; Dothideomycetes; Pleosporales; Pleosporaceae
Exons: 1
Coding region: 1-1518 (505 amino acids)
Source: RefSeq, a predicted model, not a curated record